This is a messenger RNA of Sus scrofa (pig), 9201 nucleotides long. The record is from RefSeq and is a predicted model, not a curated record. Lineage: Eukaryota; Metazoa; Chordata; Mammalia; Artiodactyla; Suidae.
UUCCCGAGCACCGCUCCGCCCCCGGAGGGAGAGAGACCGAGAGAGCGCCCGCGGCCGAGGAGCCGAGGAGGCCCGCCGAGUCCCGCCAGCCAGAGGCGCGAGAGAAGUUGAGAGCAGCGCACCGCGCAGCGCAGAGCCGCGAGUCCCGCGAUCGCGCCCCGACAGCGCCUCCAGCCCGAGCCCAGCCCGCCGCCCCCAGCCAGACCCCAGCCGGCAGCGCAGCCCCCGCCCCAGCCGGCGCCGGAAUGAUGAACAACAGCGGUUACUCCGAGGCCGCGGGCCUCGGCCUGGGCGACGAGGUGGACGACAUGCCCUCUACAGAGAAGGACCUGGCCGAGGACGCGCCGUGGAAGAAGAUCCAGCAGAACACGUUCACUCGCUGGUGCAAUGAGCACCUCAAGUGCGUGGGCAAGCGCCUGACCGACCUGCAGCGAGACCUCAGCGACGGGCUGCGCCUCAUCGCGCUGCUCGAGGUGCUCAGCCAGAAGCGCAUGUACCGCAAGUUUCACCCGCGCCCCAACUUCCGCCAGAUGAAGCUGGAGAACGUGUCCGUGGCCCUCGAGUUCCUCGAGCGCGAGCAUAUCAAGCUCGUGUCCAUCGACAGCAAGGCCAUCGUGGAUGGGAACCUGAAGCUGAUCCUGGGCCUGAUCUGGACCCUGAUCCUGCACUACUCCAUCUCCAUGCCCAUGUGGGAGGAUGAGGACGACGAGGAUGCUCGCAAGCAGACGCCCAAGCAGAGGCUGCUCGGCUGGAUCCAGAACAAGGUGCCCCAGCUGCCCAUCACCAACUUCAACCGUGACUGGCAGGACGGCAAAGCUCUGGGCGCCCUGGUGGACAACUGCGCCCCUGGCCUCUGCCCCGACUGGGAGGCCUGGGACCCCAACCAGCCUGUGGAGAACGCCCGGGAGGCCAUGCAGCAGGCAGACGACUGGCUCGGGGUGCCCCAGGUGAUCGCGCCCGAGGAGAUUGUGGACCCCAAUGUGGAUGAGCACUCUGUCAUGACCUACCUGUCCCAGUUCCCCAAGGCCAAACUCAAACCCGGUGCCCCUGUUCGCUCCAAGCAGCUGAACCCCAAGAAGGCCAUCGCCUACGGGCCUGGCAUCGAGCCCCAGGGCAACACCGUGCUACAGCCGGCGCACUUCACCGUGCAGACCGUGGAUGCCGGCGUGGGCGAGGUGCUGGUCUACAUCGAGGAUCCCGAGGGCCACACCGAGGAGGCCAAGGUGGUUCCCAACAACGACAAGGACCGCACCUACGCUGUCUCCUACGUGCCCAAGGUCGCGGGCUUGCACAAGGUGACCGUGCUCUUUGCUGGCCAGAACAUCGAACGCAGCCCCUUUGAGGUGAACGUGGGCAUGGCGCUGGGGGAUGCCAACAAGGUGUCAGCCCGUGGUCCUGGCCUAGAGCCUGUGGGCAACGUGGCCAACAAACCCACCUACUUUGACAUCUACACUGCGGGGGCCGGCACUGGUGAUGUUGCCGUGGUGAUCGUGGACCCGCAGGGCCGGCGGGACACAGUGGAGGUGGCCCUGGAGGACAAGGGCGACAGCACGUUCCGUUGCACAUACAGGCCUGUGAUGGAGGGGCCCCACACAGUGCAUGUGGCCUUCGCUGGCGCCCCCAUCACCCGCAGCCCUUUCCCCGUCCACGUGGCAGAAGAGCCCUUGCCGCCGCUCGCCCCCUCCGUGCCCAUCGUCCACCAGGCCAAGAGAGUGGUGCCACCCUGUAACCCCAAUGCCUGCCGCGCCUCUGGGCGGGGCUUGCAGCCCAAGGGCGUGCGCGUCAAAGAGGUGGCUGACUUCAAGGUGUUCACCAAGGGUGCUGGCAGCGGAGAGCUCAAGGUCACCGUCAAGGGACCGAAGGGCACAGAGGAGCCGGUGAAGGUGCGCGACGCUGGGGAUGGUGUGUUCGAGUGUGAGUACUACCCCGUGGUGCCUGGCAAGUACGUGGUGACCAUCACGUGGGGCGGCUAUGCCAUCCCCCGCAGCCCCUUUGAGGUACAGGUGAGCCCCGAGGCAGGAAUGCAGAAGGUGCGGGCCUGGGGUCCCGGUUUGGAAACCGGGCAGGUGGGCAAGUCGGCCGACUUCGUGGUGGAGGCCAUUGGCACGGAGGUGGGGACCCUGGGCUUCUCCAUUGAGGGGCCUUCCCAGGCCAAGAUCGAGUGUGACGACAAGGGCGAUGGCUCCUGUGAUGUGCGGUACUGGCCCACAGAGCCCGGAGAGUACGCCGUGCACGUCAUCUGCGAUGACGAGGACAUCCGCGACUCGCCCUUCAUUGCCCACAUCCAGCCAGCGCCACCCGACUGCUUCCCGGACAAGGUGGGGUCCCAGCUCCAGCACACGGGCCUGGGAUGGGGUGAAUGCAGCCUCCUCCAGCCCCCAACCCAGCGCUCUGCUCUUGCCCCUGCACAGGUGAAGGCCUUUGGGCCCGGCCUGGAGCCCACUGGCUGCAUCGUGGACAAGCCUGCCGAGUUCACCAUUGAUGCCCGUGCAGCUGGCAAGGGAGACCUGAAGCUUUAUGCCCAGGACGCUGACGGCUGCCCCAUCGACAUCAAGGUCAUCCCCAACGGCGACGGCACCUUCCGCUGCUCCUACGUGCCCACCAAGCCCAUUAAGCACACCAUCAUCAUCUCCUGGGGAGGCGUCAAUGUGCCUAAGAGCCCCUUCCGGGUGAACGUGGGAGAGGGCAGUCAUCCCGAGCGGGUGAAGGUGUACGGUCCAGGCGUGGAGAAGACGGGCCUCAAGGCUAAUGAACCCACCUACUUCACGGUGGACUGCAGCGAGGCGGGGCAAGGCGACGUGAGCAUUGGUAUCAAGUGCGCCCCUGGCGUAGUGGGCCCCGCAGAGGCUGAUAUCGACUUUGACAUCAUCAAGAAUGACAAUGACACCUUCACAGUCAAGUACACACCCCCAGGGGCUGGCCGCUACACCAUCAUGGUGCUGUUUGCCAACCAGGAGAUCCCGGCCAGCCCCUUCCAUAUCAAGGUGGACCCAUCCCAUGAUGCCAGCAAGGUCAAGGCUGAGGGUCCUGGGCUGAACCGCACAGGUGUGGAGGUUGGAAAGCCCACUCACUUCACGGUGCUGACCAAGGGAGCCGGCAAGGCCAAGCUGGACGUGCACUUUGCUGGGGCCGCCAAGGGCGAAGCUGUGCGAGACUUUGAGAUCAUCGACAACCAUGACUACUCCUACACCGUCAAGUACACGGCCGUGCAGCAGGGCAACAUGGCAGUGACAGUGACCUAUGGUGGAGACCCUGUCCCCAAGAGCCCCUUUGUGGUGAAUGUGGCCCCCCCGCUGGACCUCAGCAAAGUCAAAGUUCAAGGGCUCAACAGCAAGGUGGCCGUGGGGCAAGAACAGGCGUUCUCCGUGAACACACGAGGGGCUGGUGGUCAGGGCCAGCUGGACGUGCGGAUGACCUCUCCCUCCCGACGACCCAUCCCCUGCAAGCUGGAACCCGGGGGUGGCGCUGACGCGCAGGCUGUGCGCUACAUGCCCCCCGAGGAGGGGCCCUACAAGGUGGACAUCACCUACGACGGCCACCCGGUACCUGGCAGUCCCUUUGCCGUGGAGGGUGUCCUGCCUCCCGACCCCUCCAAGGUUUGCGCUUACGGCCCUGGCCUUAAGGGCGGGCUGGUAGGCACGCCAGCGCCCUUCUCCAUCGACACCAAGGGGGCGGGCACAGGAGGCCUGGGGCUGACUGUGGAGGGCCCCUGCGAGGCCAAGAUCGAGUGCCAGGACAACGGUGAUGGCUCGUGUGCUGUCAGCUACCUGCCCACGGAGCCGGGCGAGUACACCAUCAACAUCCUGUUCGCCGAAGCCCAUAUCCCCGGCUCUCCCUUCAAGGCUACCAUCCGGCCUGUGUUCGACCCGAGCAAGGUGCGGGCCAGCGGGCCGGGCCUGGAGCGAGGCAAGGCUGGCGAGGCAGCCACCUUCACUGUGGACUGCUCAGAGGCGGGCGAGGCUGAGCUGACCAUCGAGAUCCUGUCGGACGCCGGGGUCAAGGCCGAGGUGCUGAUCCACAACAAUGCCGACGGCACCUACCACAUCACCUACAGCCCCGCCUUCCCUGGCACCUACACCAUCACCAUCAAGUACGGCGGGCACCCCGUACCCAAGUUUCCCACCCGUGUCCAUGUGCAGCCUGCUGUCGACACCAGCGGCGUCAAGGUCUCGGGGCCCGGGGUGGAGCCGCAUGGUGUCCUGCGUGAGGUGACCACCGAGUUCACUGUGGACGCAAGAUCCCUAACAGCCACGGGUGGCAACCACGUGACGGCGCGCGUGCUCAACCCCUCAGGCGCUAAGACAGACACCUACGUGACUGACAACGGGGACGGCACCUACCGGGUGCAGUACACAGCCUACGAAGAGGGCGUGCAUUUGGUGGAGGUGCUCUACGAUGACGUAGCUGUGCCCAAGAGCCCCUUCCGAGUGGGUGUGACGGAGGGCUGUGACCCCACCCGCGUCCGGGCCUUUGGGCCAGGCCUGGAGGGUGGCUUGGUUAACAAGGCCAACCGCUUCACUGUGGAAACCAGGGGAGCUGGAACCGGGGGCCUAGGUCUGGCCAUUGAGGGCCCCUCAGAAGCCAAGAUGUCCUGCAAGGACAACAAGGACGGAAGCUGCACGGUGGAGUACAUCCCCUUCACCCCUGGAGACUACGACGUCAACAUCACCUUCGGGGGCCGGCCCAUCCCAGGAAGCCCCUUCCGGGUGCCGGUGAAGGAUGUGGUGGACCCUGGGAAGGUGAAGUGCUCGGGCCCAGGGCUGGGAGCUGGUGUCAGAGCCCGGGUACCCCAGACCUUCACAGUGGACUGCAGCCAGGCCGGCCGGGCCCCCCUGCAGGUGGCCGUGCUCAGCCCCACAGGAGUGGCUGAGCCUGUGGAGGUGCGUGACAAUGGAGAUGGCACCCACACUGUCCACUACACCCCGGCCACUGAUGGGCCCUACACGGUAGCUGUCAAGUAUGCCGACCAGGAGGUGCCACGCAGCCCCUUCAAGAUCAAGGUACUUCCGGCCCAUGAUGCCAGCAAGGUGCGGGCCAGUGGCCCCGGCCUCAAUGCCUCCGGCAUCCCUGCCAGCCUGCCUGUGGAGUUCACCAUUGAUGCCCGGGACGCUGGCGAGGGCUUGCUCACUGUCCAGAUCCUGGAUCCUGAGGGUAAGCCCAAGAAGGCCAACAUCCGAGACAACGGGGAUGGCACCUACACCGUGUCCUACCUGCCAGACAUGAGCGGCCGGUACACCAUCACCAUCAAGUACGGCGGCGAUGAGAUCCCCUACUCGCCCUUCCGCAUCCACGCCCUGCCCACGGGGGACGCCAGCAAGUGCCUCGUCACAGUGUCUAUUGGUGGCCACGGCCUGGGUGCCUGCCUGGGCCCCCGCAUCCAGAUUGGGGAAGAGACGGUGAUCACAGUGGACGCCAAGGCAGCCGGCAAGGGGAAGGUGACGUGCACGGUGUCCACACCCGACGGGGCCGAGCUUGACGUGGACGUGGUCGAGAACCACGACGGGACCUUUGACAUUUACUACACGGCGCCCGAGCCGGGCAAAUACGUCAUCACCAUCCGCUUCGGAGGCGAGCACAUCCCCAACAGCCCCUUCCACGUGCUGGCCACAGAGGAGCCAGUGGUACCUGUGGAGUCGAUGGAGUCCAUGCUGAGACCCUUCAACCUGGUCAUUCCCUUCACUGUGCAGAAAGGGGAGCUCACAGGGGAGGUACGGAUGCCCUCUGGGAAGACCGCCCGGCCUAACAUCACUGACAACAAAGACGGCACGAUCACGGUGAGGUACGCGCCCACCGAGAAAGGCCUGCACCAGAUGGGGAUCAAGUAUGACGGCAACCACAUCCCUGGGAGCCCCCUGCAGUUCUACGUGGAUGCCAUCAACAGCCGCCAUGUCAGUGCCUACGGGCCAGGCCUGAGCCAUGGCAUGGUCAACAAGCCAGCCACCUUCACCAUCGUCACCAAGGAUGCUGGGGAAGGGGGGCUGUCCCUGGCCGUGGAAGGCCCAUCCAAGGCGGAGAUCACCUGCAAGGACAACAAGGAUGGCACCUGCACUGUGUCCUACCUCCCCACCGCACCUGGUGACUACAGCAUCAUUGUGCGCUUUGACGACAAGCACAUCCCAGGGAGCCCCUUCACGGCCAAGAUCACAGGUGAUGACUCAAUGAGGACAUCACAGCUGAAUGUGGGCACGUCCACGGAUGUGUCGCUGAAGAUCACUGAGAGUGACCUGAGCCAGCUGACCGCCAGCAUCCGUGCCCCCUCGGGCAACGAGGAGCCCUGCCUGCUGAAGCGCCUGCCCAACCGGCACAUUGGUAUCUCCUUCACCCCCAAGGAGGUUGGGGAGCACGUGGUGAGCGUGCGCAAGAGCGGCAAGCACGUCACCAACAGCCCCUUCAAGAUCCUGGUGGGGCCGUCUGAGAUUGGGGACGCUAGCAAGGUCCGGGUCUGGGGCAAGGGUCUGUCCGAGGGACAGACGUUCCAGGUGGCGGAGUUCAUCGUGGACACUCGGAACGCAGGCUACGGGGGCCUGGGGCUGAGCAUUGAAGGCCCAAGCAAGGUGGACAUCAACUGUGAGGAUAUGGAGGAUGGCACCUGCAAAGUCACCUACUGCCCCACCGAACCCGGCACCUACAUCAUCAACAUCAAGUUUGCCGACAAGCACGUACCUGGAAGCCCCUUCACGGUGAAGGUGACGGGCGAGGGCCGCAUGAAGGAGAGCAUCACGCGGCGCAGGCAGGCGCCUUCCAUCGCCACCAUCGGCAGCACCUGCGACCUCAACCUCAAGAUCCCAGGGAACUGGUUCCAGAUGGUGUCUGCCCAGGAGCGCCUGACACGUACCUUCACCCGCAGCAGCCACACGUACACCCGUACGGAGCGCACGGAGAUCAGCAAGACGCGGGGUGGGGAGACCAAGCGCGAGGUGCGGGUGGAGGAGUCCACUCAGGUUGGCGGAGACCCCUUCCCCGCCGUCUUCGGGGACUUCCUGGGCCGGGAACGUCUGGGCUCUUUCGGCAGCAUCACUCGGCAGCAAGAGGGUGAGGCCAGCUCUCAGGACAUGACCGCACAGGUGACCAGCCCCUCAGGCAAGACGGAGGCCGCGGAGAUCGUGGAGGGGGAGGACAGCGCGUACAGCGUGCGCUUCGUGCCCCAGGAGAUGGGGCCCCACACGGUCACCGUCAAGUACCGCGGCCAGCACGUGCCAGGCAGCCCCUUUCAGUUCACCGUGGGGCCACUGGGUGAAGGUGGUGCCCACAAGGUGCGGGCUGGAGGCACAGGGCUAGAGCGAGGGGUGGCCGGUGUGCCAGCCGAGUUCAGCAUCUGGACCCGAGAAGCUGGUGCCGGGGGCCUGUCUAUUGCUGUGGAGGGCCCCAGCAAGGCAGAGAUUGCAUUUGAGGACCGCAAAGAUGGCUCCUGCGGGGUCUCCUAUGUCGUCCAGGAACCAGGUGACUAUGAGGUCUCCAUCAAGUUCAAUGAUGAGCACAUCCCGGACAGCCCCUUUGUGGUGCCCGUGGCCUCCCUCUCGGAUGAUGCUCGCCGUCUUACUGUCACCAGCCUCCAGGAGACAGGGCUCAAGGUGAACCAGCCGGCGUCCUUUGCGGUGCAGCUGAACGGUGCUCGGGGUGUGAUCGAUGCCCGGGUGCACACGCCCUCGGGUGCCGUGGAGGAGUGCUACGUGUCCGAGCUGGACAGUGACAAGCACACCAUCCGCUUCAUCCCUCAUGAGAACGGCGUCCACUCCAUCGAUGUCAAGUUCAACGGUGCCCACAUCCCCGGCAGUCCCUUCAAGAUCCGCGUCGGGGAGCAGAGCCAGGCUGGGGACCCAGGCUUGGUGUCAGCGUAUGGUCCUGGGCUCGAGGGAGGCACUACAGGAGUGUCAUCCGAGUUCAUCGUCAACACCUUGAAUGCGGGCUCAGGGGCCUUAUCUGUCACCAUCGACGGCCCCUCCAAGGUGCAGCUAGACUGUCGGGAGUGUCCUGAGGGGCACGUGGUUACCUAUACUCCCAUGGCUCCUGGCAACUACCUCAUUGCCAUCAAGUAUGGUGGCCCCCAGCACAUUGUGGGCAGCCCCUUCAAGGCCAAAGUCACAGGUCCCCGGCUGUCAGGAGGCCACAGCCUUCACGAGACCUCCACGGUUCUGGUGGAGACUGUGACCAAGUCGUCCUCAAGCCGGGGCUCCAGCUACAGCUCCAUCCCCAAGUUCUCCUCGGAUGCCAGCAAGGUGGUGACGCGGGGCCCCGGGCUGUCCCAGGCCUUUGUGGGCCAGAAGAACUCCUUCACCGUGGACUGCAGCAAAGCAGGCACCAACAUGAUGAUGGUGGGCGUGCACGGGCCCAAGACCCCCUGUGAGGAGGUGUACGUGAAGCACGUGGGGAACCGGGUCUACAACGUCACCUACACCGUCAAGGAGAAAGGGGACUACAUCCUCAUUGUCAAGUGGGGCGACGAAAGUGUCCCCGGAAGCCCCUUCAAAGUCAACGUGCCCUGAAUCCCAGACGUGCCUCCCCCAGCCUCGGCCCCCACCUCCAGCCAAACACACUCACUCACCCACACACACACACACACAAAUGGGCCACACCCAGAUGCACACGCGCAGAAUCAGACACCACAACCACCUGCCCUGGGGCGAGGAAGGUGUGGCCCUGUCCCCCUUCCUGCCAGGUCCCUGGCUUGACGGGCCUCGUCUGUCUCAGGGCAGUGUCCCUUGCCUCAAAGGUGACAUGAGGAUGGACUGGGGGUUGGGGGGCCAGGGAAGCCCUGAGUUUUCUGGUGGGGCUGAGGCCAGUGGGGGAGCACAUGUUUGGGGGUAUCUGCGUGUGUGACACCCUCAAACUGCACUGCCGGCCCGGCCUCCUUGCCACUGAGGACUGCGCCCAGUCCCUCUGGUGGCACAAGCCCAGAGUGGUAAGGACUUGGAAAAGAAAGCACAGUCGGAGGGGAAAAUGGACCCGGGGGUGGCGGCAGCAGCAGCCUUGGCACCGGGCCUGGCCCUAGGUGACUGCGAUCCCAGCCAGGCUUCCUGGGGGACUGAUCUCUCUCUCUCCUUUUUUUUUUUUUUUAUGAUUGCACAGCUCUGCCCCACGGGGGGGCCUUUUUUACACACUGCGAGGCCCAGCUUUCUGGGGGGACUUUUGCACAUGUCAUGCGGCUCAGCUGGGAGCCGCUUAGGUGGAAAGCUCCAAAUAAAGUGCGGCCUGUCGCAGAGG